Linum trigynum is the source of this 1470-nucleotide messenger RNA. The record is from the annotation of a GenBank genome assembly. Lineage: Eukaryota; Viridiplantae; Streptophyta; Magnoliopsida; Malpighiales; Linaceae.
AUGACUGGAGAAUUGCAGACAGCUUCGUCGGUCUCUGAUGUCCCAUUGGAAGGUCUCGACGACGUGCAGGACUACAUUUGCGCACCUGAAGGAGAUGGGUCACUUACUGGGGAUAGAUUAAAUCAUGUGCUUGUUCUGGUGAACAAUGGCAAUCAGGCUUUUCGAGAUAACCAUUUUGAGGAGUCAAUCAACUGCUACUCAAGAGCCAACAAUAUAAAACCCAAUGAUCCUGUCAUUCUUGGUAACCGAAGUGCUGCUUAUUGCAGGAUUAGUGAGUACCUCAAACAGAGACCAGCAUCUGCCUCAGAGUACAGACCAUUGAAUGGGUUGGAUCCUACUAUACAUGCUGAACUUGCUCUUAAGGAUGCUGAAAAGGUGUCCAACAUUUGGAAGAACUCAGUGAAGUCAUUCGUCUUAAAAGCCAGUGCUCUUAUAUUGUUGGAAAAGUAUGAGUUGGCCCAGGAAGUUGUUUGUUCUGGUCUUGAGGUUGAUUCCUCGAGCAACCCCCUUCAAGCUUAUCGUCAGAAGUUGGAGAUAAUGGUUGCCACUAUAACAAGGAGAAACUCUGCAAAACUUGAACGUAGUGAUGAUUUUGAUUGCACUCUCUGCUUGAAGUUACUAUAUGAACCUGUAACAACUCCUUGUGGUCAUUCUUUUUGCCGCUCUUGUCUUUUCCAAUCCAUGGAUCGUGGUAACAAAUGUCCAUUAUGCCGAACAGUUCUGUUUAUCAGUCCUCGAACAUGUGCAAUCAGUGUGACAUUGAAUAACAUUAUACAGAAGACCUUCCCUGUGGAAUAUGCUGAAAGAAAGUCCGAGCAUGAGAGUUUGACAAGCCCUGGUGUUGAUUUAGUUCCUCUUUUUGUGAUGGACGUUGUAAUACCAUGCCAAAAGUUCCCUCUUCAUAUAUUUGAGCCUCGAUACAGGUUAAUGGUGAGAAGGAUCAUGGAAGGAAAUCGUCGGAUGGGAAUGGUCAUUGUUGAUCCUAAUACAGGUGCAUUGGCUGAUUAUGCUUGUGAAGUGGAGAUUACUGAGUGUGAGCCACUUCCAGACGGGCGAUUCUAUUUAGAGAUUGAAAGUCGCCGCAGAUUUUGCAUACUUGAGUCUUGGGAUCAAGAUGGAUACCGCGUAGCAGAGGUUGAGUGGGUGCAAGAUCAUCAACCAGCACAAUCAGAGGAGAAAGUACAAUUGCAGGAAUUGACAAAUAGCGCGGCAGAAUACACAAGAUCAUGGUUGCAGAAAGCCAGAGAAGCUGCAAGACAAGAUCGAAGGAGACUUGAGAAACUUCUGAACGUUGAAGCAAUGAUGCCUGUGCCAUUGGAUCCUGAGCGGUUCAGCUUUUGGCUUGCUACACUUUCAGACAGAAGACCUCAUGAAAGGCUGGAGCUUCUUCGCUUGAGGGAUACAGCAGAGAGGAUAAGCAGGGGACUCGUGUUUCUGAAAGCUGCAGAACAAGGUUGCAGGAUGCAGUGA